AUGAGAGAAUUGUUAAUCAGGAGCAAGGUGAAGGAACUUCAAGCCAUGCUUUUCCCGGUUCAUCCGAUUCCUGGUAGCACGCUGGCUGGUAUCAGCAAGAUUCAGGAAUUGCAAUUGCUGCAGCUAGGAAGGUACGAAAUACCCCGACGAGAGACAGAAUUGUCGUUGUUCUCCGUACCAUUCGGUACCAGAGAUGAUCAGUCGCAGGAAAGUCUUCGAAGCGCUUUGGACACCCGUUGCAUGAUUGAUGGAAUUACUCAGGAGGCUGCCAGGUGGCCCACGGAGUGCCAAGUACUUUCCGAAAGGGUGAAGCACGUAGAAUACUCUCCAACCGCUCCAGAGCCGUUCAACGUCCCAACCGGAAAGGAGCCGAGACCGAAACCUCUAGGAGACGAAUUCGGCACGGUGAUAUUUCGUUACCAUCCGAUCAGCAUCGCGAAUUACGUGAGUGAACCCUAAUUUCGCGAUAAAAUCGACCUCGCUGUCGCAAAUACCACGAACGAACAUCCGGAUGACAACGUAUUCCUGGUGGCUAGAUCGUCCGACUCGGAGGAUUCCAACACCGAUCUGCAUUUCGAGUCCCGUUUCGAGUCUGGAAAUCUGUGCAAAGUGGUGAAGAUCACCGAUACGUAUUAUCAGCUGUAUCUCAGAAAGGAUCUUUACACGCAGAGGCACACGCAGUGGUAUUACUUCAGGAUAUCGAACACUAGAAGUAGAACCACGUAUAGAUUGUCCAUCGUGAAUCUCUGCAAAGAAGACAGCUUGUACAACGAAGGACUUCGACCGUUGCUGUAUUCGACGGAGGAUGCGAAGAAAGGAGCAGUUGGUUGGAGGAGAUGCGGCGAAAAUAUCGCUUACUACAGAAACGAUUCUUCGAGCGACGAGGAAAAAGAGAAGCACACGUUGACGUUCAACGUGUCUUUCCCUCACGACAGAGACACCGUGUAUUUGGCGCAUUGCUAUCCGUACACGUACACCGAUUUGCAGGAGUAUCUGGCCAGGCUAGUCGCAGAUCCUAUAAAAACUAGGUUCACCAAACUGCGACUACUGUGCCGAACAUUGGCCGGAAAUGGUGUCUACUAUUUGACGAUCACUGCCCCUGCCUACGACGAAGAGGUGCGAAGGAAAAGAGGGAUCGUUAUCACGGCAAGGGUUCAUCCUGGAGAAACGCCGUCGAGCUGGACGAUGAAAGGGAUCAUUGACUUCCUAACCGGGGAAUCGGAUCAAGCUAGGAUACUUCGAGAGAGAUUCGUAUUCAAGCUGGUUCCUAUGCUGAAUCCCGACGGUGUUAUCGUUGGCAACAAUCGUUGCUCGUUAUCGGGCAAAGACCUGAACAGACAGUACAGAACCGUGAUGAGGGAGAGCUACCCUUCUGUUUGGCACACCAAAUUGAUGAUCAGACGGCUGCUCGAGGAAUGUGGAGUGGCUAUUUACUGCGACUUGCACGCUCACUCCAGGAAGCACAAUAUAUUCGUUUACGGAUGUGAAAGCAAGAGGACUGCGUCGCAAACCAGACUCUCCGAGCAAGUGUUUCCACUUAUGCUUCACAAGAACGCAGCUGAUAAGUUCUCCUUCGAAAACUGCAAGUUCCACGUGGAAAAGGGCAAAGAAGGUACGGGAAGAGUGGUAGUUUGGUCCAUGGGGGUGCAGAAUAGUUACACCAUGGAGGCGUCGAUGGGAGGAACGAAGAUUGGUUCCAGAUCUGGGACUCACUUUUCUACUCAAGAUUACGAACAAAUCGGCAAAGUAUUCUGCGAAACCCUCUUGGAUUUCUUCGAUACAGACCCAGUCAAGGAAAGGCUUCGCAACAAAAUAGUAGCCAGACUAAUGAAAGAAGGUUCCAGCGCUGAGGAACCGACAAACAUCGACCUGACUGAUUACUCCAGCGACGAGGGAGACACGUCGGACAGUUCUACUUCGGAGAAAGAAGAAGACUUCGUCGAGAGCGCUUGGUCUUACAACGCGAGAGAACCGAUCGUCUCUUCUCAAUAUUUAUGCGCUCCUCCGCCUACUCCGACGUUCACUCGAAGCUUCGAAUUGGCGAGGAGAAGGAGCAAGAAGGGAACAGCUGGUAGUAGAUGUUACAUUCGACGCAAAAGGAUGAUGACUAGGAGAGCGGUAAUGGAUUUGCCAACCACGGAUCCAGGUAGCGAUUUGUACGAUUAUACCGAUUCCGGAGACGAAGAAAGAAUUCGUGAACGUUGCGUGGAAGAUGCUGUGCAUCUAGUGGACAAAGAAAUGGAAACUAGCGAGAAGGAGAAAACUGGCAACGACGAUUUAAUCUUGCCAGAAAUAGUCAGACCACGUAGUAUGUCGCUGGGUGAAAAUUUAAGCGUGAACAAAGAAGAAUCUAACACUAACAGACGAUCUCAUUGUCUUCGUUUAAUCAGAACACUUAGACAUCGUUCACCUGUUCCACCGAAGAAUCAAGAGAUAGAAAUUAAGCUCAGUUCACUGCGACAACAAAUAUGGAUGGGUGUUCCGUUGAACAUCACGGAAAAUAUUGAAAAAAGAAUCGAACGCCCGUUUGUAAAGGGACCGCUAAGCUGGGGGAUUUCUAAUAUGGCGGUAACGCGAGAUAAAAUGAACAGCGACGUGUUGUUAAAAUCUUGCUCGAAAAAGUUGCAGUCCCUCGACUACAACGUUAACGUUGAGAACAGCACGCGAAAAAUGCAUAGAAAAUACAAAAGCGAAGAUGCGAUACGCUCGAGGAACAGCAGCCCAGAAGUGAAAAACCAACGCGAAGACAUCGAACGGAAACAAAGGAAAAAGAAGUCCCCUCUCAAGUGGCAGAAAAUAGUCGAUCUAAAUUCGAGAGUCGAAGAAAUCUGUCACAGAAAGGCGUCCUAUUUGACGAUCAAAGCAGACUCCUUGAAAUUAGUCACUCUCCAAGUACCUUCCAAAGUGCAAACGCGGCAACGUAAAAUCGAAUCUCGAAGGAAGCAUCGUAAAAAUGGCGCGAACUGUACUAUUGCUAGCGUUGGAAAAACGUCGGACGUCGCGAAAUCUCAAAUACAAUCGCAUUCCCGAUCCCAUAUCCAACUGAUACAGCCUUUAAUCGUUCCUCUAUGCGACAGCUUCUCCUCGGACAACGACUCUACGGAUUCUCGUAAACAGAGAACCUCGAAGAAAAAACAGAAGAAAAAGAAACAAUCGAAAAAGACAAAAUCCACUACAGCAGCGGGAAGAAAAAAGCGUGCUACUAGCGCGAACGUGUUACGUAACCCAUGA
Molecule: messenger RNA, 3231 nt
Organism: Habropoda laboriosa
Lineage: Eukaryota; Metazoa; Arthropoda; Insecta; Hymenoptera; Apidae
Product: cytosolic carboxypeptidase 2
Biological process (GO): proteolysis
Molecular function (GO): zinc ion binding; metallocarboxypeptidase activity
Source: RefSeq, a predicted model, not a curated record